AUGGACAACAUCUUGAAUAUUCUACAGACCAUUGAUAUUAGUGCAGUAGUUGCAACUUUCCUUUUCAACACUGGACGUAUUAUAAAAGCGGUAUACAUCUUUAACGAAUGUUUGGCGCUCCUUAAUGGUAAAUCCCUAGAGACAAUCAAAGAACUUACCACACCACAAGUUAUCUAUGUAUACUGUAAACUUCUUGAUGGCUAUACUCUUAUGUACGAUUUCACCCGUGCGAUAGAAUGUGGUAAAAGACUUCACGUGACGCUACACAAUAGUGGCCAAAAAGAACAAGAAGGGAUAAUAUUACUUAAACUAGCGAGCAUCUACCGUCAAAGAAGCGAAUACGAGGAAGCAAAACAGUUUAUCGAGAAGGCACUUAGCAUCAUGAUUGAGACUGGUAACAAUCGGGGAGUUGGAAGAUGUUACGAAAUUCUAGGAACUGUUUUUUUAUCUGUUGAUCAAUAUACCAAGGCUGAAGAAUACCUUCAGAAAGCACUAGUGAUCACGAAAGAAAUCGAUGACAAACAAGGAGAAGCAUCUGCUUACGGCAAGCUAGGAGUUAUGUUCCAAUCUGUUGGUCAAUAUACCACGGCUGAAAAAUGCCUUCAGAAAGCACUAGUGAUCAGCAAAGAAAUCGGC
Molecule: messenger RNA, 636 nt
Organism: Porites evermanni
Lineage: Eukaryota; Metazoa; Cnidaria; Anthozoa; Scleractinia; Poritidae
Source: the annotation of a GenBank genome assembly